UUAAUUAAAGCAGGAAAAGAAGUAAGAUUUAUUAUUCAUCCAGUUGCAGGAAGAUUACCAGGACAUAUGAAUGUAUUACUUGCAGAAGCUAAUGUACCAUAUAAAAUUGUAUUUGCAAUGGAAGAAGCAGAAGAUUUAGAAAAUGUUGAUGUUGCAAUUGUUGUUGGAGCAAAUGAUACAGUUAAUCCAAUAGCAGAAACUGACCCAACAUCACCAUUAGCUGGAAUGCCAAUUAUUGAUGUUUAUAAAGCUAAAAUAUGUGUAGUUAAUAAAAGAUCUCUUAAUCAAGGAUAUGCAGCAGUAGAUAAUCCAUUAUUUUUCUAUUCUAAUACAAGAAUGUUCUUAAGUGAUUGUAAAAAAGGAUUUGAAGAAUUAAAU
Messenger RNA from Entamoeba nuttalli P19, 378 nucleotides. Its product is annotated as pyridine nucleotide transhydrogenase alpha subunit, putative. The annotation marks the transcript as partial. The record is from RefSeq and is a predicted model, not a curated record. The transcript has a single exon. Gene Ontology annotation, molecular function: NAD binding; NADP binding. Lineage: Eukaryota; Evosea; Mastigamoebida; Endamoebidae. Gene Ontology annotation, cellular component: mitochondrial inner membrane. Gene Ontology annotation, biological process: NADPH regeneration.